Amphiprion ocellaris (clown anemonefish) is the source of this 1806-nucleotide messenger RNA. RefSeq names its product histone acetyltransferase 1 (gene hat1). The record is from RefSeq and is a predicted model, not a curated record. NCBI's taxonomy places the organism in Eukaryota, Metazoa, Chordata, Actinopteri, Pomacentridae. Gene Ontology annotation, cellular component: nucleus. The transcript is spliced from 11 exons. Bases 76 to 1299 code for a protein of 407 amino acids. Gene Ontology annotation, biological process: subtelomeric heterochromatin formation. Gene Ontology annotation, molecular function: histone binding; histone H4 acetyltransferase activity.
AAACACAAGGACCCGGAAGUCCUUCUGAUUCCGCGGGUCUUUUGGGACGACAGCUCCGCACAACACUGCGCAGAAAUGGCGGUAAAUACCAUGGAGAAGAAACUGGCCGAGUACAAAUGUGACACAAAUGAAGCCAUAUCCUUGAAGCUGGUUCGCUUUCCAGAGGAUGUUGAAGAUGAUGGCACCACAUUCCACCCUGAGUACAGCCACCAAAUCUUUGGAGAUGAUGAGGUCGCGUUUGGGUACAAAGGUCUUCAGAUCCAGCUGUUCUACACUGCUGGAAACCUGAGCACCCUCUUCAAAGUGAAAUAUUCCUCAAAGGUCACUGAGACAUUCGACUGUGUGGAGCCCGAUGAUGUUGAAGGGAAGAUCCGGGAGAUCGUUCCUGCUGGAUUCACCUACAACACUGAUGACUUCAUCUCGCUGCUGGAGAAGGAGGCCAAUUUCAAACCCUUUGGCACCCUGCUUCACACGUACACCGUUCACAGCGAGGAGGCAGGAGAGUUCACAUACCAGAUUCACAAGGCUGAUAUUGCCUGCCCGGGAUUCCAAGAGUACCACGAGCGCCUGCAGACCUUCCUCAUGUGGUUCAUAGAGACUGCCAGUUUCAUCGACGCAGAUGACGAUCGUUGGGACUUCUUUCUUGUAUUUGAAAAGUACAAUAAAGAUGGGGAGACUCUCUACGCAACUGUUGGCUACAUGACAGUUUAUAAUUACUACGUGUACCCAGACAAAACCCGACCACGUGUAAGCCAAAUGCUGAUCCUGCCUCCGUUCCAAGGAGAGGGUCAUGGAGCUCAGCUUCUGGAGGCCGUGCACAGAUUUUACUGUGGCCUGCCCAAAGUGCAAGACAUCACAGCUGAAGACCCCUCUGAGAACUACGUGAAGCUGAGAGACUUUGUGCUGGCGAAGCUUUGCCAAGGCCUGCCGUCCUUCGCUGCAGACAAACUGCACCUCGGCUUCUCAGCUGACAUGGUCAAAGAGGCACAAGAGAAGCUGAAAAUUAACAAGAAACACGCGAGGCGAGUGUACGAAAUCCUGCGUCUAAGAGCCACAGACAUGAGUGAUGAAGUAAAAGCGAGAGAGUACCGCUUAGAAGUGAAGAAGAGGCUAUUUGGACCCUACAGGAAGAAUCAGAGGGAGCUGGCGAAGAUGAGGAAGUGUCUGCGGCCGGAGGAGCUGGUGUCCCACAUGGGUCAGAUGGACACUCAGACGCAGCACGAGGAGCUGGAGAAGAGUUAUCAGGUCGUCGUGGAAGGCUACAGGAGAAUCAUUGAGAGGCUAGCGACGCAGGCCUAAUCAGACUGAGAUACCGCUGGCCUGGAGCCCACCCACUCAACAUACAGGUGCUCUGCCCAAUCUGUACAAAGCCCACAUCACUACAGACUUCUGCUGCAGCCGAGUAGAUGCGCUAUCACUGUAACACAGUCGUUGUUCCCAUUGAAGAGUGUCACAGAUGUAUAGUAGCUGGUGAAAGGCUGCAGCAGAAAAAGCCUGUCUGUUUCCCAGCUGAUGUCGAUACAGUAGGGGAGGUGAAUAGUGAAGCUGGAGGGUGUUCAAUCGCAUCGCGUGAGAUUUAAAUGAUAAAAAGUUCACAGGUGAUCAGAGGUCCACUGUUCAGUGGAGAAACCCUGCUUCUUCUCCAUGAUAGACAUUUUUGUAAAAGACCUUUUGUCUAAAGAGUUCCCGGCGUGUGUUUUGAAACACUUCAUACUGAAAAUUAAAAAAAAAAAGCGGUUUUGUAUAUUGUUCAAAUGGGGUGAUUCUUAUUGUUAAGGGGAAAAAAAAAUAAAACUGAACAACUGA